Molecule: messenger RNA, 249 nt
Organism: Acaulospora colombiana
Lineage: Eukaryota; Fungi; Glomeromycota; Glomeromycetes; Diversisporales; Acaulosporaceae
Source: the annotation of a GenBank genome assembly
AUGCUUCGCGAUGCAAAUACAUUGGAGAUAGCUUACAGAGAAUCAUUUGUUAAUCCUAUAAUUCCCAAGGCCUUCGAGGAUGUGAACGACAAGAUUAGGUUCCAAACUUAUAGCCGGGUAAUGGAUUAUUACAUUAAUUUACAAGAGAUCUCGCGGAAGGCACAGGAAUAUAAUCCUUCAAAUGAAAAUCUGUUAGAAGCGUCACCACCAAAAAAGCAUCAGCAAAAGCAAGAUCCUGACAAUUACUGA